UAGCGUGGCAGUAUCAGUCUGCGGCUCGCCGCUGUGGCGUGUGAACGUGUCUCUGUGAAUUCUUGACCUUUGUACCUCUCAAAGUGGAUAAGGAUCGCGAAGAUUCUUAGAAUAGAUUGAACGAGAUAUUGAAAGACUGCGCGGCAGGAAAAGACGGAUCCCAACAGAAAGAGGCAACUAAUUUCUUUUAGAAUGAAGCUGAAAACUUUUAGGAAAACAUCUCUUUUACGAAGGGUUAUUGAUUCCAAUUACUUUUUGGUAACGGAGCGCUCGUUACUACCCAGUGGUGGUUUUAUAGUGAAGAAAUCUGCAUAUAUAUUACCGUAAAAAAAAAAAAGUAACCCGUACGAUAGCAGGCUUCUAUCUCUCCAUAGCAUCCCUGAUUUCAUUUAUAUACGAUCUAAAAACAAAGAAAUGACUGUAAGAGAUCAUUAAGAAACUAGAAAGAUAAUGAACAAAGCGGUUGAAUGGUAAAUAAAGAACCUGUGCAUAUAAGGGAAAGGAAAAUCAAGUGUUGAUCCUCACUGGGCGAGAGAGAGGAUCGGGAGCCUGAGAGCCCCAAAUGGAGGAGAGGGCGGUAAAGGGGCUGAAGGGGAGAAUGACGAAGCGCAGUAAAGGCAAGGGGGACAGAGGGGAAAUUUCACCUCGCAAGAAACUGACCGUAAAACUGGAGACGCAUUAAGGCAACAGUCGCUAAGUGUCCCCUCUGCCUAAGGAGCAGAACUGAAAAAGAGACAGAUACACCCACAUAAACAUCUGACCCUCAACAGGACACACGUCGUUGCUGGUUCCUCUAAAGGGACAUUUGUCCAGAUCCUCUCCUUUCGCGGAGAGAGACUCGACUUUUCGGGAAUCCAUGAAAUCUUCACUUUACUGUAUAAAAACAGUUUUCCAGCUAUAAGUCAGUAAUGGCAUCCUGUGGAUAACGUGACGAGGGUCUAGAGUGAUUUACCGAAUCUGUUGUGCUGUUGAUUCCAACUAGCGAAAAAAAGAAAAAAAAAACAUGCCUGUCUCAGAAGAAAAUCACAAGGAUUCGUUAAAAUCAUAGACAGUUUUUUUUUCAUUGAAAGGUAACGUAAAAUGUCAGUGUAGUUAGGUAAAAUAGAAUUCUAUCCGGUUCGCGUUUUUUACUUUUUUAUUUUUCUUUUCUCGACCAGAAUUUUGACUUUCAACAGCAAGCGAUGCACCUAGAGCUAAUUAUUAAGUUUAUCGCUAAUUGAAGCUCUAGGAAAGCUUUACCAAAUAAAAUUAUGUUCGAAUUUUAUUUUAAUCUAAUGUAAUUUUAUUACACGCGUGACCAAUUUGUUAUAAUGAUGAAUUUUUAAAAGGAACAAUCUUGUUAAGAUAGGAUAAGAAAAAUGAACGUGAUACAAGAGAAAUCAUACAACAUUACAGACGCAUUGUGAGACAAAACAGAAAAUAAGAACAGCGUCGUAAAUAUAUGUUCACUUAUUCGUAAUAUUUGUUAUAAUAUUUGAUAUUCGUUAAAAAAUGAAACGUAAGAUUAAUAAACACAGAAAACAGAAAGAAUAGUAGCAUGUAACGUUAUAUGGACGAUUUAAGAAAAAAAAAGUGAUUAUUUUCAAGGACCAAUUAAACGCAGUCACUCCCCGCAAGCACUUACUUCUUGCGGUCUCCAACUCCGUAAACCCCCUAAGCCUCUCUCUCUCUGUCUCCCUCUCUCUCCUCCUCCUCCUCCUCCCUCACUCUCUCUGUCUCUCUCCUGCCCGCAAACGCACCUCUUGAAGCAUCGACCGCUCUCGCCUCGCCUAGCCUCCUAACUUCAACGUCUGGCAAGAAGAUGUUGGGCCCAGGGGCCAGGCCUGACCGAAAAUGCGUCUUGUGGACAUGUUUCUCCAUACUAGUUGGAGUUGCCAUACCCAGAAGCGCCGCUGAGGAGGAAGACUGGAGUACAUUGGUGGCUGUGACAGAAACCAGGGGUUCAACAGCCAAAUUGCCUUGUAAUAUCAAUUCAUCUAAUAAGGAAGACCCCGUGUUGUUAGUGUUGUGGUACAAGAAUGCUUCAGUAACCCCAGUGUACAGUUACGACUCGAGGGGCCGAGCCAACGCGAAGGCGGGUUCAGGGCGCCAGCAGCAGUGGGGAGACGAGGAAGUUUGGGGAAGGAGCCAAAGGGUAUGGUUCGACACGUCGACUUCGCCUGCUAAUCUCCUCGUCAAAGAUGUCAGGGGACAAGACGAGGGGAAUUACCGCUGUAAAGUUCAUUUUAAGGCCUCACCCUCGUGGUCUCAAAGCAUUACCCUUCAUAUUAGAGAUCCUCCAGGAUUCCCCCGAAUCCAAGAUGAAGCCGGAAGACGUCUUGAGGGUCCAAUAGGGCCUUACGAGGACAGCUCAACCAUUCGAAUGAUGUGUCUCAGCUCGGGAGAACCGCCGCCUGACCUCAUCUGGAGUGGAAGCGGGGUCACCCCGGGCUCAGGGUCACAGGUCGAACACGACGGCACAACAGCCAGAACGUUGCUCAAUGUAGUGGCGUCGAGGAAAACGGCUGGCUCGACCAUUUCAUGCUCGACUAAGAAUUCUUCGGUGUCAUCGGGCAUCAUGAAUACAGUCGACGUUACGCUCAAAGUAAACUUGCCACCUUUGAAGGUGACUUUAGAAACCCCAGGCGAGUGGGUAAGUGGAGGCCAGCAAACCUUGUUUAGGUGUCGAGUUAUAGGAUCGAGCCCUGAGCCAAUCAUUCAGUGGUGGCUGGCCGGGCGACAACUCACCGCUCAUGCCCCAUUGACCACAGUAUCGGGGAACGUUAGCGUCAGCACCGUAAAAUUAACGCCAGAACCGGGAGACCAUGGAGUCCCUUUGGUCUGCAAGGCAUUCAGCCCUAAUCUUCCAGCGGUGAUGCAUGACCAAAUAACACUCAAUGUUCACUUUGUUCCAGUGGCCACCAUCUCCAUCAGCGGGGGAGCGGUUAAUGGAGUUCGAGAAGGUGGUUCUGUCGUAUUUACUUGCCACCUGAAGGCAAAUCCGAAGGUUUACAACGUUACAUGGUUUCACAACGGCCGGACAUUGCGGCGACGAGAGUGGGGCGCCCUUAUAACCAACACAACUCUUCGGUUGCCCAACGUCACCGCUGAUAUGAGAGGCCUCUACACCUGCGUCGGUAGCAAUAGAGAAGGCGAUGGGCAAAGCAACGCCGUCAAUUUAAACGUGGAAUUUGCGCCGAUCUGUUCCCCGGAGCAGAAUAGAGAAUACGUCGUAUCGAGAGGGGAAAGUGUUACAGUCGCCUGCAGCGUGCAAGCCUACCCUUCUUCCGUGACCUUUAGUUGGGCCCUAAAACGCCCAUCAGAUGAUUCCUUAGUGCGACUCCAAACUGUCGGGAGAGACGAAGGCCUCACGGGCCAUUAUACUCUCAAUGAGCUCAAGGAAGAGAGCGUCGAGCUGUGGUGCUACGCGAAAAAUGCCAUCGGGAACCAGCGAAGUCCUUGUAGAUUUACCAUCUACACCCAAGGGCGUCCGGGGCCAGUCAGCAAGUGCAACGUCAGCAACCACACAGCUUCGGGAUUCGUGGUCCGGUGUCUAUCAGGGCCUCUCCGCAGUAUGAAUACCCAGUAUACCCUUCUUGUUCAUGCUCAAAAAUCCACAUCAGGUCGUAACCCCAACAUGGUAGGAGGGGGAGGAGGGUCGAGCGACGGAAGCAAAGGAGGCAGGAAAACCAGCAAGAAAAAGCCCCAGGAUGGAAAUGAGGGUGAGGGGGGCGGGGGCCUGCCCUCCUCCACCCUAGGACAUUUCGUUCGGAAUGUUACAAAUUCUUCCCCUUUCUUUGUAGUCGGUGGCUUGCAAUCGGGUCAGGAAUUUACAUUACUGGUGAGCGUUUCAAAUGAGGAGGGGAUCAGUCCUCCAGUUGUCCUCAGUGCCUUUACUCUAAAAGACAACGCGCAGACUGUCAUAGGCAUGCCCUCUGGCGGAGGCGGCAGAUCAAGCAGCGGCACGACCUCUGGCGAUGGGUCUGGAUCCAGUUUAUCUCCUGGAAGUGGGGCUAAUGCUGGUAACAAUGGCGCUAUGGCCGGUGGCGGCGGUGGGAUGAGUGGCAUUGGCGGUGGCAAUAGCAGUACGAAUAUGGAGGCUGGCUUUCAGCUUCUAGUGCCACCCAUGAUAAUUGUGCUGGUAACGUCUGUGGCUGGCAUCGUCCUGGUCGCCAUUCUCAUCAUUAUCGUACUCAAGCGGAGGGGCAGGAAUCGCAGCAGAGAUAACGAGAUGGAGCAGGUCAAGUUGAACGAGGAAAUGGCAUUUGUACAGACAAGAACGCCGGAUAGCACAUCAAGAGAAACGACAGGAUCAAGUCGGAAGCUCAUUGAAGGAAGCGAAGGCGACCGGAGCAGCGGGGGCCCAAGUGGGAGCGGAGGAGGAACCAUUGGAAGCAUUGGAAGUGACAUCGUUGGAGGAGCAGUGGGUGGUGGAGCCGUUGGAGGCGGUGGCAUGACAGGUGGAGGAAAUGUCGGAAGCAUGAUGAUGCUGGGCACAGGGGGCGGCGUCAGCUCCUCCGGAGUGAUGUUGGCUUCCGUGGAUGGCGGCACGUUCGGUUCCUGCAAUGGCGAUCUUAUUACGACGACAUCCAGGGAUUCUCUCCUUGGGACGAGAACAAAACAGGGAGAGCAAAUGGAGGGACUUUCUGUGUUGAAGACACAACUCUACCUAUUCUUGGGAUCCAAAAGCUGGGCGAGAACACUGCAGGGCACGUUGUCCUCGAAGGCUUGCGUCCUAUGGGAUCUCCCCUGAGUGCAUCUUGUUCCAGCUUCCGUUCAACGCUUCCCAUGACGGGCAUGGGUAUGGGUACCCUAGGCCGUGGAACAAUGGCUGGCACUCUAGGCGGCACUAUAGGUGGUCCUAUGAGUGGCACUAUGGCUGGCACGC
Macrobrachium nipponense is the source of this 4867-nucleotide messenger RNA. RefSeq lists its product as uncharacterized. Gene Ontology annotation, molecular function: protein binding. The record is from RefSeq and is a predicted model, not a curated record. Lineage: Eukaryota; Metazoa; Arthropoda; Malacostraca; Decapoda; Palaemonidae.